This is a messenger RNA of Chinchilla lanigera (long-tailed chinchilla), 1107 nucleotides long. It is a transcript of the gene Noto, whose product is annotated as notochord homeobox. The record is from RefSeq and is a predicted model, not a curated record. NCBI's taxonomy places the organism in Eukaryota, Metazoa, Chordata, Mammalia, Rodentia, Chinchillidae. Gene Ontology annotation, molecular function: DNA binding. Gene Ontology annotation, biological process: central nervous system development; neuron differentiation. The coding region runs from base 1 to 756 and encodes 251 amino acids. The transcript has 5 exons.
AUGAUCAUUUCUGAACGUGAGGAAGAGGGAGAACACCCCUCAAACCGCUCUCGUCCCGAAUUCGCGACCCGUUCCUUGCGCGAGCGGUGGGUGCUGUUGGGUGGUCCUGCAACGCCCGAGGCCCUCUCCUGCCGCUGCGCUCCCGUCUGCGCACUCCGGUUCCGCCCUGCACCGCGCAGAGCCCGCGAGCUGGCGCGCGCUUGGGACGGCAGCGAACGCGCCCUGGGCGCGGCGCGAACCCAGCGCGAGUGCGACGCUACGCAAGCUUUUGCCAUUUGUGGCUGCGUAGUUCAGGGUUGCUUAUGUUCCCAUGAUGGAAAAAGGAGCAAAAUUAGUUCCCACCUUAACUACCAUCUCAAGAUCACUGUAACAGUCUUGCCUGGCUGGGAACUGGCUCACUGCUCAGGCCUCUGGGUGCCCCCAGACUGGGCCCCUCCUGAGGACCUUCAGGACACUGAGAGACACCAAAAGAGAGUUCGAACUAUGUUUAACUUGGAGCAGCUGGAAGAGUUGGAGAAAGUGUUUGCAAAACAGCACAAUCUGGUGGGAAAGAAGAGAGCCCAGCUGGCAUCCCGGCUCCACCUUACAGAGAACCAGGUGAGGAUCUGGUUCCAAAACCGCAGAGUCAAGUAUCAGAAACAGCAAAAGCUGAAACUGCCAGCCCUGUCUGCUGCGGCUGCCUCCCCAGACGAGCCCUCCAGCAGCUCCGACAGCAGCACCCAGAGUGAAGAUGCCGAGUCAGGAGCAGACAGCUGAGGACUGCAACGGAAGCCCUACUAGCUGGGCUAGUUCUUCCUGGGGGCACCCACUGGACCUCCCUGCCCCGCAUCUCAGUGAAGAGCCUCCUCAGGGUCAGAGGGCACCAAAGGAAUUUAAACUGUCAAGCAGGGCUCCCUUUUCUAUAUCAGCCCCCGGGAGCAGGAAUAAUGUAAUGGGCAGAGGCACAGACUUUGGCUGUCAGCUUUGUCCUUGACUAAGUUACCGAACUUCUGAACCAUUUCCCUUCAUCUGUGUAAAGGGUGUGUUCAUAACUUACACUUCCCCAGGGCGACAUGUAAAGCACUCACAAUGUGCUAGGUUCAGUGGUAAAUGUGCAGUAGCUGUUAA